CCUUUCCCCAAUCCCUCCUCCUCCUCCUGGGUCUCGCCAAGCGCAGAGUGAAGUGUGUUGAGGUGAAUGGAUAGGCGGAGCAGCGGCCAAGCCGGACUCAUGCGGAAGGAGUAUUCCCGGCUGGUGGUUGAGAAUUGACAUCUGAAAAGUUGCAGAAUGUGAGAACAUGAAGCCUUGACAAACUGUAGAAAGAUAGCUACAGGGACAGCUUCGAAAUUGCCUAAAUCUUUAUAGAGAAAGUGGCUGCAAGUAAUUGAACUGACAUUCACUAUCAACUUCUGAGCGAAGUGCUGUUCUAGUGUGUAUCCUUCUUGUAGUCAGCAUGCCAGCUUUAUCAACUGGAUCUGGAGGUGACACAGGUUUGUAUGAGCUGUUGGCUUCCUUGCCAGCCCAGCUGCAGCCACAUGUGGACAGCCAGGAAGACCUGACCUUCCUCUGGGAUAUGUUUGGAGAAAAAAGCCUUCAUUCGUUGGUAAAGAUUCAUGAGAAACUGCAUUACUAUGAAAAGCAGAGCCCUGUGCCCAUGUUGCAUGGAGCAUCAGCCUUGGCAGAUGAUUUGGCUGAGGAGCUGCAAAGCAAACCGCUGAACAACGAGAUCAGAGAACUCUUAAGACUACUGUCAAAACCCAACCUCAAGGCUUUGCUUUCUGUGCAUGAUACUGUUGCUCAAAAAAACUAUGAUCCUGUCUUACCCCCCAUGCCUGAUAAUAUUGAUGAUGAUGAAGAUUCUGUGAAAAUAAUCAGACUUGUGAAAAACAGAGAACCACUGGGGGCUACUAUUAAGCGGGAUGAACAUACUGGAGCUGUUAUUGUGGCUCGGAUAAUGCGAGGAGGAGCUGCAGAUAGAAGUGGUUUGAUUCAUGUUGGUGAUGAACUUAAGGAAGUUAAUGGAAUUCCUGUAGAUGAUAAAAAACCCGAAGAAAUUAUACAAAUUCUGUCACAAUCACAAGGAGCCAUUACAUUUAAAAUUAUACCCAGCAUCAAAGAAGAAAACACUUCUAAAGAAGGCAAGAUCUUCAUGAAAGCUCUGUUUGACUAUGAUCCCAUUGAUGAUAAAGCAAUUCCCUGUAAAGAAGCUGGACUUCCUUUCAGGAAAGGUGAUAUUCUUCAGAUUAUGAGCCAGGAUGAUGCAACCUGGUGGCAAGCCAAGCUUGAAGGUGAUGCCAAUCCCAGAGCAGGUUUAAUUCCUUCAAAGCAUUUCCAAGAAAGGAGACUUGCUUUGAGAAAAUCAGAUGUACCGGUUCAGCCUUUGAAAAUUUCCAAUAGAAAAAUAUCUGAGGAAGCAGUUGAGUGUGAGGAAGUUGAAUGUGCUGGUCACAACAGUGGAGGCCAUAUAGCUGGCUUUAGGAGAAGUUUUCGGCUAAGCAGAAAAGAUAGAAAAACAAACAAGACCAUGUAUGAGUGCAAGAAGAGUGACCAAUAUGAUACGGCAGAUGUCCCAACCUAUGAAGAAGUAGCAAAGUAUAAACGACAACCAAAUGAAAAAUAUCGAUUAGUAGUCUUGGUUGGUCCUGUAGGUGUAGGACUAAAUGAGCUGAAACGGAAAUUGCUAAUCAGUGAUACUCAGCAUUACGGUGUGACAGUGCCACAUACAACACGACCAAGAAGAAAUCAAGAAAGUGAUGGUGUUGAAUACACUUUUAUUUCAAAGCACCUGUUUGAAACAGAUGUACAGAACAACAAGUUUAUUGAAUACGGGGAAUAUAAAAACAAUUACUAUGGCACCAGCAUAGACUCAGUUCGAUCUGUUUUGGCUAAAAAUAAAGUAUGUUUGUUGGAUGUUCAACCACAUACAGUGAAGCAUUUAAGGACACUAGAAUUUAAACCAUUUGUCAUAUUUAUAAAGCCUCCUUCAAUUGAACGCUUGCGCGAAACAAGAAAAAAUGCCAAGAUUAUUUCAAGCAAGGAUGAAAAAGGUGCGGCCAAGCCUUUUCAAGAGGAAGACUUUCAAGAAAUGAUCAAAUCUGCACAGAUUAUGGAAAGCCAAUACAGCCAUCUUUUUGACAAAGUUAUAGUGAAUGAUGACCUUACGACAGCUUAUAACGAAUUGAAAACAACCUUUGACAAACUGGAGAGAGAAGCAUUUUGGGUUCCAGUCAGUUGGGUGCAUUCAUAACAUUAAACAAAUACAGGUUUCAGAAUGUUUUAAUAAGGUACUUAGUUGGAUCUAAAUGAACAUUUGUUGGUGCGAACCAUUUCUAGCUUUGACAGACGGAUGCAUUUACAAACUUGGUGCAGUGGAAUGUUGACCUUAACUUUUCUGUGUAUAAAUCUUCCUGUUGGAAAUAGGAUUUUGGAUGCAGAAGAUCACAGUGAAGCCUUAUUUUUUACCAGGUUGAGUUAAAUGCAUCUUCAGUUUCAGUGAUAGCAUUAGUAAUUUGUAUUUCUCAUGGGAAACGUGCUUUGAGUCAGGAGCUGAUUAAAGGUCUGAGAUCGGUGUUUGUACACAUUUUGAUAAUGGAGGUUUCACACUUAAAACUGGAGGAAGUAUACAUUUCUUUCACAUGAGAUUUUUAAAAACUGAAUUAUGACUAAUAUGGGACUAUGGGUGCGGGCGUGAAGGAAUGUGAAGUGUUGACUUGUCUUCCACAUUGAGGCUCACUUUGUCAAGCAAGCUUAUGUAACUUUAGAUUUUAUCAUUUAGCAGUAAUAUCCUCCAUCUUGCUCACUCCCUUUGAUAGGAGUAAAAAAAUAUAAGAUAUCUUAAGACACUAUACCUUGGAUUGGCAAGAAGUCUUAUCUAAAGCACUAAGAUGGCAGAUUAGAAGUAUAGCCCUUACGUUAGAGAAAGUUGUUCAGAUGGUUUUUAUUUAUACGACUGCUUCAUUGUUUAAUAUACAUCUUUCUAAAACAACCUUUGAGAAAACCCAGAAUCUAUUUUUUAAAGUUUUAAAAACUUGUAAUUACACCAUGUUGCUUAGUCACAAACAGUUGAAACCUCAAAUUGUGUUCUCUGCAAUGAAGAAGAGCACAGUUGGAAGAAAAAAAGAGCAUGCUGGUGUUUCUGCAUUUCUUCUGGAUGCAAAGUAUAUUUGAAGAUUUUAAGAGGGAGAUUUUUGUGCAAGUGAAUAUGUCUUACUGAUAGCAUGUGAUGGUGAUGCACCACAGCCUUGGCAUGCAAACAGGAAGCUGGUUAUUUUAUUUUAACGUAUAAAGGAGUUAGCUGUCUUAUUUAAGGGCAAAAGAAUUUAGUGAGUCUAUAUAUAUUUAUGAGAAGACGUGAGAAGGGAUAUUAUUUUUUUUUUGAAUUUCUUGUCAAUGUGAUCAUUUAUUAAACAGAUCCGUAGGUGUCUGUGAUUUGAAACAUUGCCUUUAUAAACUCAACAUUCCUUGUAAAUAUUUUAGUUUAGAUACAGAUAAAACACCAGGCCUUUGCAAAUGUAGCCUAAAUAGAUGGUUGGUUUUUUGGUUCACUGCAUUUAUGCUUUAAAAUAGUGUAAUAAUAAUAAUAUUUUUAUUAUUUCUUACCCGCCUCUCCUUGUGGCUCGAGGUGGAUUACAGAAUAAUUCAAACACAUAAACAUUGUAAAAAUUCCACAAAUACGCAUAUUAAAAUGUAUUUCUAUAAAAGAUACAUAUUUUAUGUAAUGCGAGGGACAUGCCAACAACCCAAACAUAGUCUCUUGGAAACAUUUAUGCUACUUUGAUGCAUCCCUUUAGCUUGGCACUGAACGUACAUACAGUCAUUUGGAGUGUCUCGGGUUUUACUACUUUCCUAAGAGGCAGCCAUGUUAGUCCCUUGCUGCAGAACCAACAAAGUCUUGUGGCACUUUAAAAAACAAGCUUAUUCAUUAUAGCAUGAGCAUUUGUGGACUACAGCCCACAAAGACUCAUGCUAUAAUGAUUUUUUCAUAUUUACAUUUUUUUUUCAGGACUCAUACUGGUUUUAUUGUUUUGCUGAAUCAAAAUUCAUUUUACUACAGCUGCAUUUAAUUGCAUGAGAAAUAAUCGAACUGGAAUAGGUUGCUUUUCAAAUGUUCCAUUUUUAAAAUACAGUUUUGUAUAAAUCACUGUGGUUUUUCCUAAUGGUCAGGUACUAACUACCAUUGAUUUUCUGUAGAUACAACAAGAGCCAGAACUUAAAAUUGCCUGGCCAUCUACUAAGGUCUAAACUUUUGUAUACAAGAGGAUCCAAAGUGUUUCUUAUGGAUUAUGUCUGCUUGUAAAUGUUAAUGUAAGGGUCUAUUCUUAUGAAAUGUUUGUUGAGGUCAGGGUAACAUUUGUCCUUUAGGUAUCAAGUGUUAUGGCAGCUCAGAUAAUUUCUGGUAUUAAUGAUAUUGCUUCACCAGUGACUGCUGCCUAAAACAGAGCAUUUUAACAUUGUGGUCUUCCCAGCAAUAAUUGAGACUUAUUGUGUGUGUAACAUUGCCUUGUUCUUUGUGUGGAAAAUGAGAAUCACCAUAUUACAAUCUUGGAUGGAGUUGACCAACUCUGCAUCGACUUUAAACAUCUUUGUUUUAAUAAGAUAAGCGCAUUUGCCCCAAUCCAGGGGCUCCAUGUUCCUUGAGCUUUUCAUAUGCAAAAGCGAUGUAUUUUCUUCAGUGUAGUGGAAUGCUCUACGCAUGCACUUAGGAACUGCUUGGCAUCUUGGGGGAUAUAUAUUUAUAUAAAGCAUGGAAUAUUUACAAAAAACAAAGAGACCUGAAGUCAAUUUUUGUUCUAAAGGCGAAAAUCUCUUAAGUUUUAUUUGUCUCUUGAAGCUAUACAGCAUGAUUUUGAUGACUGUGUUCUCAUGUUUUAAAUACAGGUGACCUUAUUGAAUUGUUGUUGUUUUCUGUCAUCGUAAAACAAAUGUUGUACUUUUAUACUGUUGGACUCAGAGCAAUACUAGACAUUUUCAUGAAUUCUAUUACCGAUGAUGUGCCUGAAAUACAACUUCAUCAUCUUCAAUCAAUAAAUUAUUGACAUAA
Anolis sagrei ordinatus is the source of this 4909-nucleotide messenger RNA. RefSeq names its product MAGUK p55 scaffold protein 7 (gene MPP7). The record is from RefSeq and is a predicted model, not a curated record. NCBI's taxonomy places the organism in Eukaryota, Metazoa, Chordata, Lepidosauria, Squamata, Anolidae. Gene Ontology annotation, biological process: protein localization to adherens junction. Gene Ontology annotation, cellular component: cell-cell junction; plasma membrane. Gene Ontology annotation, molecular function: protein binding.